Microplitis demolitor is the source of this 1860-nucleotide messenger RNA. RefSeq names its product cytosolic carboxypeptidase 6. Bases 1 to 1860 code for a protein of 619 amino acids. The transcript is spliced from 7 exons. Lineage: Eukaryota; Metazoa; Arthropoda; Insecta; Hymenoptera; Braconidae. Gene Ontology annotation, biological process: proteolysis. The record is from RefSeq and is a predicted model, not a curated record. Gene Ontology annotation, molecular function: zinc ion binding; metallocarboxypeptidase activity.
AUGCUUGCAAGUGUUGUUGCGAUUUUAUUUAUUAUUUAUAUAUUGUUGCAUUUAAUAAUGCAUGAAGGCCGAGAUGCUCUGGAACACACGAGUCUUUAUCAACGAGCUGACAGUGAUGAUAGUGAUGCAGAAGGAGGACUUGGAAAUGUCAGCCGACUGAUUAUACGUCCGCCAGGACACAGUGGUAAAGCAAAAAAAGGUCAUUUGUGCUUUGAUGCAGCCUUUGAAACUGGAAACUUGGGAAGAGUGGACCUAGUUUCUGAAUAUGAGUAUGAUCUGUUCAUUAGACCGGAUACAUGUAGUCCACGUUUACGUCUGUGGUUUAAUUUUACCGUUGACAAUGUUCGUGCCGACCAACGUGUUAUAUUUAAUAUUGUUAACAUAUCAAAAAGUCGUAAUUUAUUUCGUGACGGUAUGACACCGUUGGUUAAAAGUACCAGUAAGCCAAGAUGGCAAAGAAUACCACGUCGACAAGUUUAUUAUUACAAAUCACCGCAGCAUCAAAAUCAUCAUGUACUAACAUUUGCAUUUAAUUUUGAUCGUGAAGACGAUGUUUAUCAAUUUUCACUGUCAUAUCCUUACUCUUACUCGCGUUAUCUUGGUCAUCUUGAUAAUCUCUGUACAAAAUGUUCAUCAGUUAAACGUGAAACGUUGGCGUCAUCAAUUCAAAAACGUAAAGUUGAAAUGAUAACAAUUGGAUCAAAUGUUGAAGAGCGUCAACGAAGAGUUGUUGCUGUGUUAAGUCGCGUACAUCCUGGUGAAUCUCCAUCAUCAUUUGUCUGUCAAGGUUUAAUGGAUUUUUUAGUAAGCGCACAUCCUAUCGCUCAAGUUUUACGCGAUUAUGUUGUUUUUAAAAUAAUACCCAUGCUCAAUCCUGAUGGAGUUUUUUUAGGAAACUACAGAUCAACACUGAUGGGAGUCGAUUUAAAUCGAGCUUGGAAUAGAAUUUCAGAUUGGAUUCAUCCUACUUUAUCAGCGACACGUACACUCUUAGAGUCGUUAGAUAAAAAUUCUAAUGCACCACUUGAUUGCGUUAUAGAUUUACAUGCUCAUACUAAUGCCAAUGGAUUGUUUGUAUAUGGAAAUACUUAUGAUGACGUCUAUAGGUACGAAAGACACAUCGUUCUUCCAAAGCUCUUGGCUCAACAUACAGAAGACUACAAUCCAGACAAUACAAUGUACAAUCAGGAUCCCCAUAAAUCUGGUACAGCACGUCGUUUUCUAUGCUCAAUUCUCAGUGAACACGUAAAUUGUUAUACAAUUCAAGUUUCUAUGUACGGUUAUUAUCGUAAAGGUUCGCCGGAGUUACUUCCUUAUACCGAAGAAAGCUAUUACAGGGUAGGACGUAACCUAGCCCGUGUCCUCAUGGAGUAUUACAAGCUGACAGGAUUAAUACCCUCGGGACUACCCGACCAGCCGUCGAACAAACGGGGACGUCAAUCCAGACAGAGGUAUCGGCAACCCCGGGAUCCACGACCCCGGACAGCUCGAACGCCUGCGCCUUUGCAUCUUGCAAGCAUUCACGAGUAUUUCACGGAAGACUUUCCAGAAUUACCGACGGGUUCUCGGUACCGAUCAAUGAGCGGGACUAGGAUGAAUGUUGGGCCAGAUACUGCAAGUGCUAUUGGCACGACAAGUGGUAAGAACCAAAGCUACAGGUAUCGCAGCCCAGGAGCUGGACCAGUCGACGCCACCAAGUCUAACGUCCUUAUGAUGACGCAAGGACAUCAUGUAGAACCACGUUUAGCUAUUAUCGACUUUAAUCAGCUGACAAGAGGCGGUUUGGAUCGUGCAACGGGAAAAAAUCGCGCUAAAAUACCAAGAAAAUCUCCAGACCGUUUGUCUAAAUUUAGACGAUAA